AUGCAGUUCCCGCACCUUGACAGCAGAGGUCGCUGGUGUCCUACUGAAGAGUCAAGGCGCGUGUUGGGUCAGACGGCUUUCUGUCAGAAACUGUCCCCCACAACACUGUCCCCCGCCUGUGGAACUGUCCCCCACAACACUGUCCCCCGCAACACUGUCCCCCGCCUGUGGAACUGUCCCCCGCAACACUGUCCCCCGCCUGUGGAACUGUCCCCCGCAACACUGUCCCCCACAACACUGUCCCCCGCCUGUGGACUGUCCUCCACAACACUGUCCCCCACAACACUGUCCCCCGCCUGUGGAACUGUCCCCCACAAAACUGUCCCCCGCCUGUGGAACUGUCCCCCACAACACUGUCCCCCACAACACUGUCCCCCGCCCGUGGAACUGUCCCCCACAACACUGUCCCCCGCAACACUGUCCCCCGCCCGUGGAACUGUCCCCCGCAACACUGUCCCCCACAACACUGUCCCCCGCCUGUGGACUGUCCCCCACAACACUGUCCCCCACAACACUGUCCCCCGCCCGUGGAACUGUCCCCCACAACACUGUCCCCCGCAACACUGUCCCCCGCCCGUGGAACUGUCCCCCGCAACACUGUCCCCCACAACACUGUCCCCCGCCUGUGGAACUGUCCCCCACAACACUGUCCCCCGCCUGUGGAACUGUCCCCCACAACACUGUCCCCCGCAACACUGUCCCCCGCCCGUGGAACUGUCCCCCGCAACACUGUCCCCCACAACACUGUCCCCCGCCUGUGGACUGUCCCCCACAACACUGUCCCCCACAACACUGUCCCCCGCCUGUGGAACUGUCCCCCACAACACUGUCCCCCACAACACUGUCCCCCGCCUGUGGAACUGUCCCCCGCAACACUGUCCCCCACAACACUGUCCCCCGCCUGUGGACUGUCCCCCACAACACUGUCCCCCGCCUGUGGAACUGUCCCCCACAACACUGUCCCCCACAACACUGUCCCCCGCCUGUGGAACUGUCCCCCACAACACUGUCCCCCGCCUGUGGAACUGUCCCCCGCAACACUGUCCCCCGCCUGUGGAACUGUCCCCCGCAACACUGUCCCCCACAACACUGUCCCCCGCCUGUGGAACUGUCCCCCACAACACUGUCCCCCACAACACUGUCCCCCGCCUGUGGAACUGUCCCCCGCAACACUGUCCCCCACAACACUGUCCCCCGCCUGUGGAACUGUCCCCCGCAACACUGUCCCCACAACACUGUCCCCCGCCUGUGGAACUGUCCCCCACAACACUGUCCCCCACAACACUGUCCCCCGCCUGUGGAACUGUCCCCCACAACACUGUCCCCCACAACACUGUCCCCAGCCUGUGGAACUGUCCCCCACAACACUGUCCCCCACAACACUGUCCCCCGCCUGUGGAACUGUCCCCCACAACACUGUCCCCCGCCUGUGGAACUGUCCCCCACAACACUGUCCCCUGCCUGUAG
Messenger RNA from Lampris incognitus (smalleye Pacific opah), 1467 nucleotides. RefSeq lists its product as uncharacterized. The transcript has a single exon. The coding region runs from base 1 to 1467 and encodes 488 amino acids. NCBI's taxonomy places the organism in Eukaryota, Metazoa, Chordata, Actinopteri, Lampriformes, Lampridae. The record is from RefSeq and is a predicted model, not a curated record.